UUGCGUAACGAAGAUGUCUAAGGGGCAGAUACAGAUACAGGUACUUGAAAGUCGUGUUGCCGGAAGGUACCUCGGAUUUUAGUGAGAUACGAUCAUUUCCCUGUUGGACUUACGCCCAAAAGUUUCUUGUCUUCAUCGGACGCAUCGACCUUCUUCCCCAUUUCGUUGCUUCCCCUGUCCGUUCACUCUGCCCACCAUUUCCCCUUUCCCCUCAUUUCUUUCUCAUCGAACAACCCAUUAAUGUCGUCUUCUAAGCCGCUAUUACCCAUCACUCUUUACCUCUCUAGGGCUUCUUUCUGCUCUCAUGGAUCCGGGGAAUCCCUUGUUUCUGGCAACAGUGUCGAUGCUGUUCAGUGUUGCCGGAGCUUGUUCGGCCGGACAAUGCGAGUUGCUCGACAAGUGCGCCUCGGACGGGGACUGCAGAACUGGGCUUUACUGCUUCUCUUGUCCCCAAGGGUUUUCAGGCUCCAGAUGUGUAAGAUCCACCAUUGUAGACCAAUUCAAGCUAACGAACAAUUCUCUGCCCUUCAACAAGUAUGCAUUUUUGACAACUCACAAUUCCUAUGCCAUCGAUGGAGAGCCAUCUCACACUGGAGUUUGCAGAAUUACCUUCACAAAUCAAGAAGAUAGUAUUACUCAGCAGCUAAAAAAUGGGGUUCGAGGCCUAAUGCUAGAUACAUAUGAUUUCAAUGGGGAUGUCUGGUUGUGCCAUUCUUUUUGGGGCCGAUGCCAUGAUUACACUGCAUUUGGACCAGCUUUGGACACUUUGAGGGAGAUUGAAGCUUUCUUAUCUGUAAACCCAUCUGAAAUCAUCACAUUGAUCCUAGAGGACUAUGUUCAGGCCCUAAAUGGAUUAACAAAGGUCUUUAUCGAAUCGGGCUUGAUGAAAUACUGGUUCCCAGUGACAAGCAUGCCCGAAAAUGGUCGAGACUGGCCUCUGGUUGCCGACAUGGUUGCCAAAAACCAAAGGCUUCUUGUGUUCACUUCAGUAGAAUCAAAGCAAGAGAGCGAAGGAAUCGCUUAUCAAUGGAAUUACAUGGUUGAAAACCGAUACGGCGAUCGAGGAAUGCACCCUGGGAGUUGUCGAAACAGGGUAGAAUCAUCACCACUUGACGACAAGAGCAAAUCACUGGUUUUAGUGAAUUAUUUCAAGCGUGUGCCCAUCAAGACGGCCACAUGCGUACACAACUCAGCCCGCCUCAUUAACAUGCUUCACACUUGCCAUGGCUCGGCCGGAAAUCGAUGGGCAAACUUUGUUGCCGUUGAUUACUACAAGAGGAGUGCGGGAGGAGGAGCAUUUCAAGCUGUUGACACUCUAAAUGGGAAACUGCUUUGUGGGUCUGAUGAUGUGCUUGCUUGUGUUGCAGGAUCCACAUCAGGCGGCUGCACUUCGUCAGCAUGAUGACAGCAGAGGAAAAUCACUUUCCAAUUCAUUUACAAGCAAUGGAGCUAGGACUUAGGAAUAUGUAUAUGUAUAUCACUAACAAAUUACAAUGCCUCUUGAAAUGAAGCUAUUUGGUUGGGUGGAACGAAAAGGAGAAAGAAAUGUUCAGGAUAGAAAAUUAGUUUGGAGGAAAUGGGCCAAAAGAAACUUUUGUUGUCACACACUUGGCAAUUUAAUAUAGGCUAAAACACAAGGAGAUCCCAACAUACCUCGUGAUAAUCAAUCACCAUAACUGGCUGUAUGAUAUGCAUCACUGUUCAUAAACUAAAGUUAAAAGA
Messenger RNA from Diospyros lotus (date-plum), 1722 nucleotides. Its product is annotated as PI-PLC X domain-containing protein At5g67130-like. Gene Ontology annotation, biological process: lipid metabolic process. The record is from RefSeq and is a predicted model, not a curated record. Lineage: Eukaryota; Viridiplantae; Streptophyta; Magnoliopsida; Ericales; Ebenaceae. Gene Ontology annotation, molecular function: phosphoric diester hydrolase activity. The transcript has 8 exons. Bases 305 to 1402 code for a protein of 365 amino acids.